UAACUUGCCUAGAAACAUUUUGUAUUUUUCCUUUAUAAUAAGAGCCACAUUUUCACAUAAUCUUAUGCAUCAAACACAAUAGUCUUUCAUUCAUCACAUGAUAUAUGGCAUUUUUCAAUGCUUUUUUGCUUCUUUCUCUCUUCAAUCUCUUCACCACACUACCAUCUGCAGAGGUUGUUUCACCAAUUCUUGAUGUUUCUUCACUCAAUCGAACUAGUUUUCCACCAGGUUUCAUUUUUGGGACAGCAUCCUCAUCAUACCAAUACGAAGGUGCUGCAAAAGAAGGUGGGAGAGGAGCAAGUAUAUGGGACACCUACACUCAUAAGCAUCCAGAUAUGAUACAAGAUAGAAGCAGUGGAGAUGUCGCAAUCGACCAGUAUCAUCGCUAUAAGGAAGAUGUUGACAUCAUGAGGAAUAUGAAUUUGGAUGCUUAUAGAUUCUCAAUCUCAUGGUCAAGAAUCCUCCCAAAAGGAAAGCUCAAUGGAGGUAUAAACCGAGAAGGAGUCAAAUAUUACAACAACCUCAUCAAUGAGUUGUUGGCUAAUGGCUUACAACCAUUUGUAACUCUAUUUCAUUGGGAUCUACCUCAAGCUUUAGAGGAUGAGUAUGGUGGCUUCUUAAGCCCUCUCAUUGUAAAUGAUUUUCAAGACUAUGCGGAACUUUGUUUCAAAGAGUUUGGAGAUAGGGUGAAACAUUGGAUUACUUUGAAUGAGCCAUAUUCUUAUAGCACAGCUGGCUAUGCAAUCGGGUUCUUUCCACCUGGUCGAUGUUCUAAAUGGUUGAAUUCAAAUUGCACCGAUGGUGAUUCGGGAAAAGAGCCUUACUUGGUUACACAUAACCAACUUCUUGCUCAUGCCGCAACUGUCCACGCGUAUAAGAAGAAGUAUCAGGAAUCACAAAAGGGUAUCAUAGGCAUAACCUUGGUGUCCAAUUGGUUCGUUCCAUUUUCAUAUAACAAACUCGAUCAAAACGCUGCUGAACGGGCAGUUGACUUCAUGCUUGGAUGGUUUAUGGAACCAAUAACAAGAGGGAAAUAUCCACAAAGCAUGCGUUCUUUAGUUGGAAAACGAUUGCCAAAGUUCUCUAAAAAUCAAGCAACAUUACUUAAAGGGUCAUUUGAUUUUCUUGGACUAAACUAUUAUACCUCUAAUUAUGCUAUCAAUGCACCUCAACUUAGUAAUGCUCGAGGCAAUUACAAUACUGAUUCUCAUGCCAAUCUUACAACUGAGCGCAACGGGAUUCCCAUAGGUCCAAGGGCGGCUUCAAGUUGGCUAUAUGUUUAUCCAAAAGGAAUUCAAGAUUUGUUACUCUACGUUAAAAAAAUGUAUAACGAUCCUUUGAUUUACAUCACUGAAAAUGGUAUUGAUGAGUUCAAUGAUCCAACAUUAUCACUAGAGAAAGCCCUUGUGGACACUUAUAGAAUUGACUAUUAUCAUCGUCAUCUCUUUUAUAUUCAAUCUGCAAUUAGGAAAGGCGUGAAUAUAAAAGGAUAUUUUGCAUGGUCGUUGUUGGACAAUUUUGAAUGGUCAUGGGGUUAUACAGUGCGCUUUGGAAUUAAUUUUGUGGAUUACAAGAACGGUUUGAAAAGACACCAAAAGUCAUCUGCAAAAUGGUUUAAGAAUUUUCUCAAAAGAUAUUAGAUUUUCCAUACUUGAUGUUUCCAAUAAACGUUGUAAUAAAACAUAUCAAGCAAGUUAAGUUUAAAUAAAAGUUUAAUAGUACAUUAUAAAAGUGAUAAUUAUAUUGUUUGAGUUGUUACU
This is a messenger RNA of Trifolium pratense (red clover), 1760 nucleotides long. Its product is annotated as beta-glucosidase 13-like. Gene Ontology annotation, biological process: carbohydrate metabolic process. NCBI's taxonomy places the organism in Eukaryota, Viridiplantae, Streptophyta, Magnoliopsida, Fabales, Fabaceae. Gene Ontology annotation, molecular function: beta-glucosidase activity. The record is from RefSeq and is a predicted model, not a curated record. The transcript has 13 exons. The coding region runs from base 105 to 1640 and encodes 511 amino acids.